GCCGUACUGUAGCCAACAUAAUGAGAGAGCUGUGCAGUUUACUAGAGUCUGGGAGUCUAGGUUGAAAACUGGCAAGCUGAAAUCUGGGACAUUGAAAUAUUCAGCAGGCAGGUUAAAAUAUCUGCAAUGUAGGUCCUGCAUAAUGGCAGACUGUAUGCUAAUUUUGCCUUCUGGAAAUGAUGACUGAUACUGAUUCACAUUGCUGCUGGCCACCAGAGCUACUGCUAGUCAAGCUACACAUGUUGAUUCCCAUAUUCAAGAGGAUAGUGUGUAAGGAGGGGGACAGCUUAGUGACUGACUAUAGGCAGUGGUAUAAGUAUGAUACAACAGACAUCGAGUGUGCUACCAAAUAGUUAUACCAGUUCUGAAAAGGGACAGGUUAACCACAACCCAUGGACACCUCUGGCCAUACAUUAUUGACAUCAGUGUAUCUAGUGCUUUACUAGUUUGUGUUGCAAUUCCCAUGCAGGUACUGCAUACCACCUGAAAGCCUUCAGUGCAGUCAGUACUAAGAAAGGUGACAGUGUGCGUCUGCUGAGGAUUUCAGGAACUGGGUCAUUUUUAUAUUUAUUUGUAUGUGUCUGGAAUUGAGAUUCUGUCUGGGGACAAGGAAUACUGCAGCUAAGAUGCGAGAUGCUGUGUAUUGAAGAUAUUUCACAAAAUUUCUAGUAAUGGCAUAUAACAUGAAUGGGCCACCAUUGAACGGACCUCUGUAUAGGACAGAUAUGUACAAGGAGCCUAAUCCUCCCCCACCUCACCCUCCUCCUCAGUCUACAUUCCUUGGGAGUGGAGGCAGCAUGCUGAUGAACAGUGUUCCCAAUAACAUUAUGAACAAUGUUCCUAAUAAUAUGAUGAACCACCAUGCUAUGAAUUCUGACCCUUUCUAUUCGUCCCCAAUAUCUGCAUAUUACAGGAGGCACACACCGUACAUGGGCCAGCCAGAGUACAGAAUCUAUGAACUUAAUAAGAGAUUACAGAUGAGAACAGAGGAAAGUGAAAACUUGUGGUGGGAUGCAUUUGCUACAGAAUUUUUUGAAGAUGAUGCAACUCUCACAUUAUCUUUUUGUUUGGAAGAUGGACCAAAGAGAUACACAAUAGGAAGAGUGCUCAUCCCUCGGUACUUCCGCAGCAUAUUUGAAGGUGGUGUGACAGAUCUGUACUUUAUCCUCAAGCAUUCUAAAGAAUCAUUCCAUAACACAUCUAUAACUCUGGAUUGUGAUCAGGCUAUGAUGGUCACACACCAUGGAAAGCCUAUGUUUACAAAGGUGAUAACAGAAGGUCGCUUAAUUCUUGAGUUCACAUUUGAUGACAUGAUGAGAAUCCGCUCAUGGCACUUUCAAAUAAGGCAGCACAGGGAGCUGAUACCUCGCAGUGUGAUUGCUAUGCAGCAAGAUCCAGCUAUGGUAGAGCAGUUGUCAAAGAACAUCACUCGGCAGGGACUCACUAACUACACUCUAAACUUCCUCAGGCUGUGUGUGAUUCUAGAACCAAUGCAGGAGCUGAUGUCCAGACACAAGGCCUAUGGAUUAAAUCCAAGAGACUGUCUCAAAACGACGCUGUUUCAGAAGUGGCAGCGAAUGGUGGCCCCUCCAGGCAACACAAACAAUGUAGGUGGUAAAAGAUCUGCAAAAUUUGGUGACACCAAUCGACAGACACAAAAACGAAGAAAAAGGAAAGGUUCUGCCAGUACCAAUUCUUCUGUAAAUAGUGGAAACAACCCCCAAAGCACUACGCCUCCAGCCAGCAAGAAGAACCGUUCACCAGCUCCACAAGGAUUUAAUAUGGGAGCGACGGAUGUGAUGGUUGUGGGUGAACCUACACUGAUGGGAGGUGAAUUUGGAGAUGAGGAUGAAAGGCUGAUCACCCGUCUUGAAAAUCAGCAGUUUGAACCAAAUAGUGGUGAAGAAAACACAGAACAGCAGCAGUCACAGCAAUCCAGCCAGCAGCAACAGUUUCAGAACUCCCCGGGGAUGCAGCACAGCCCCUGGGGUCAGGGUGCCAUGAAGAAAUCUCCACAGACUCCUGCCAGUAGUGCAGGGGACACAAAGCCAGGAUCAAAUUAGUUGUUGCUACCAAAUGUUGUGUGAAGGAACACUGUCUUGUUUAUAGUUUCUUCCCUAUUUCCCCUUCCCUGUUAUUAUUUAGAAAUAUUUUAUGUAUAGUUGUACAAAAGAACUCGAGUUUGUUCAAAAUUAUUUACUGGUAUUUUGAUUGUGACCCAAAACUGCUGCAUGCUCCAUCUUAUAUUCAUACAGGACAAACAGAUUUUCUUUGAGUAUCCUGUUGAAUUUAACAUGUAUUUCCUUUAAAUAAUAUUUGAUACAUUUGAUAUAACCACUUUCAGAUCAAUUCAAUGCAAUUUAAGGUCACUUUCAGAUUAGUUGAAUGCAAUUAUUAGACCAUUUUAUGUCACCCAAUUGCAGCAUACCUAAUAGAUUGUUCUGAAAGAGAAACAGCAUCAUCAAGCAUGGGAAACCUGCUCUAAAUAUACAUCCUUACAACAUAAAGAUAUGUAGGAAAAAAGAUUUGUUAAUAAAUGAUAUAAUGAAUGUUGUACUUCUUGUAUAAUUGUAUUUAUUUAUGUUGGAAAAGCUUGCAUGCAUUUU
Lingula anatina is the source of this 2606-nucleotide messenger RNA. RefSeq names its product LIM domain-binding protein 2. The record is from RefSeq and is a predicted model, not a curated record. Lineage: Eukaryota; Metazoa; Brachiopoda; Lingulata; Lingulida; Lingulidae.